Molecule: messenger RNA, 432 nt
Organism: Symbiodinium sp. CCMP2456
Lineage: Eukaryota; Dinophyceae; Suessiales; Symbiodiniaceae
Source: the annotation of a GenBank genome assembly
AUGAGAAUGACAGAUGCUGACGAUGGGGCUCAGGAGAUCGGAAGGGCUUUGCGCGAACAAGGCCGGCAGGUCCCCGAGCGCUAUGCGCAGCUGCAAGCAUCUCUGGACCAGGCAAGACCCGUCUCCGUGGAUGGCAGAGGACUCUCAGCUCCUAUGGAGGAUCAGACAAGCGCGGAACAAGGUUGGGCGAUCCUUACCAGCGGUGCCCUCCACCGACACCGUCAAGGGCGUGCACGGGCGAUGCUUCGAGGGAUCUUCAAGGAUGGAAAGAAAGGGCGCAAGGAGGCGGCCGAACACGAGGAAGCGCGCCAGAAGCGCCUGGAAACGGUGCGCCGCUGUCAGGAGACCUUUAUCGCAGCACCGCCUCAAAGUCUGCGACUGGUGGAGCCUCCUUGCAGCUGGUCUCCUCAGGCCCUGGCUUUGCGGUGGUAG